UGUGCCCAUGUCGGCCAUUUUGCACGAAACAUAUACGAGUCUCUCAUUUUGUUCCAGCCCACUAUUCAUGUCUAUUGUUUGAAACUUCACAACUUUGUUUUUAAAAAUAUAUGCAGUGCAGCAACGCGUGUUUUACUGAUAUUUCCUGCAAAUAACACAUUAUUGUUGCAAGUUGAGAUAGUUUUAUAAUUUCUUCAUAUUUUUCCAUUCAUCGUUAAAGACUUCAGAUUUUUAUUCGUGUGUAUCUAUAUAAUUUGCUACUAUGAAUAACGCGAACAAUAUUUUGACAAACAUAUAUGACACUUUGAUAUGUUUGCGAUAUCCAUAUAUCACUACCGUGGAGUCAAAAGAUUUGGAAGCAACAAUUCUUAGUGGUAAAAAUCGUAUUUGUUUACUUUCUUGGCUCCUGACAGAGAAAUCGCCAUCCAUCAACGAAAAUUUGAAAAAGCUGAAGGAUGUUGCCCUGGAAGAUCAAUUGUUCGAAUACUACUCUGAUAUUGGAAUUUGUAACAACAAGGAUAUAUUACUGGGUAAAUGUUCCUUGAAGGAACAACUACCAACUUUAGGAUUAUUAUUAGAUUUUAUGACAGAAGUACACCUGAAAUCCCCUAUAAGUAUAAACGAGACUGAGGAAACGUUUGAGGAUAUUUUUAAGCUAUACAUUAAUGAUGUCAAUCAAAUAUCUUCUCCUUCUGUUAAACCAACAGUAAGUUAUACUGAAGCUAUUAAAUAUUUCAAACAAAUUGAAACAGAAGUGUCAAGUAAUGAUUGCGAAGAUAUUAAAACCAAUUUGGCUGAAGAUCCAUGUGUAGAGACUGAGUAUGGACUAAUCAACGAUGAACAGAAUACACAGUUUAAGAAGGAAAUUGAGAAGUUCAUAGAAACAUUUCAGACAAUGUCAUGUUGGCCAGUACAAACCAGAAAUUUUGACAAAGAUAUUUCUGAUUCCAUUUGUUCGGACAUUAAAAGUAUAUGUUCCGAUUUCAACACUUUAAAAAAGGUACUGCAAGCAAAAGACGAGAUAUUUAAUAUAAAGGAUUUAACAAAAGAAUUACCGAAGACUGCUACACCUUUAACCAAAGUUAUAGAAGAUAUAGUUAUUUGUAACGAAGCACUCGAAAAUUUGAGUAUGGCAAAUAAUAGUGUUGAUUGAUUUUAUAUUUAUUUUUUACUUAAACAAUUCUAGCUAUAAUUCAUAUCAUUAAGCAUAAUUUAUAUAUAUAUAGUGUAAUCCAAAUAUUUAUAAUGUACAAAGAAUAGAAAAAUUUAUAUUUGGAAAUUUUAUCCAUAUACAUUAUAGGAAUUUUUGUGUAAAAGGGAAGAUGUUAAUAGAAUAAAACAAUUGUCUAA
This is a messenger RNA of Nylanderia fulva, 1350 nucleotides long. RefSeq lists its product as uncharacterized. The record is from RefSeq and is a predicted model, not a curated record. Lineage: Eukaryota; Metazoa; Arthropoda; Insecta; Hymenoptera; Formicidae.